Messenger RNA from Eucalyptus grandis, 1050 nucleotides. RefSeq lists its product as uncharacterized. Gene Ontology annotation, cellular component: ribonuclease H2 complex. The record is from RefSeq and is a predicted model, not a curated record. The transcript has 4 exons. Lineage: Eukaryota; Viridiplantae; Streptophyta; Magnoliopsida; Myrtales; Myrtaceae. Bases 95 to 595 code for a protein of 166 amino acids. Gene Ontology annotation, biological process: RNA catabolic process.
GUUCUAUGCAAUAAAGAGAGUGACAACUGCAGAAUUAGGGCUUGUGGGCGGUCGUUUUGAAGAAGAAAGAAAGAAGACAGAAUUCGGGUUGAAAAUGGAUUGUUCGAUGGGUUCAACGGGCGCAAUCGAGUUGACGGAGUCGGAAUCGUCGGUGAAUCUGAGCGGCGGCGUGCACCUCCUCCCCUGCACCAUCAAGCACGACGGGCCCUGUGCCGUUUCUCACUACUUCAAGCCCAGAGCAACUGGAACGGAGGCCGAUGGGUUGGCGGUGCAGGAGGCUUACUUCCGGGGGAGGAAGUUGCAGGGCGCCGCCCUUCCGCUUCCUCAUGGAUAUUCCGGUUUUGUCAUAGGAAAGAAGACUUCUGGUGAGACAAGUGGUUCAGAAAUCUCUGAAGGGAACGUCAACUUUUGGGAGAUGAAAGCAAAAUUUGGUAGUGUAACAUAUUGGAACCACGACUGUCUUCCAUCACAAGAUGAUGCAUUUUUGCGUUCUUUUCACUGGAUUGCUGUUGCAGAGGCGCUUCACAAGCCAGUGACAGCAGAAGAUUUAGCUACUUCUUCAGUCCAAGGGAAAACUCAAAUUGCUGAGAAUUAGAAUGUGAUUGCUGGCUCUUCUCUCUGUGUGUGGAGGUUGGACAUUUGGAGUGAUACUAAUACGGGCCCUUCAUGCCUUCUUGCUUCCAUUGCUGAACUUUGUCAUGAUCCCUAAUGGCUUGCAUACUCAUGUCGUUUGUCCGUAGUAAAUGACCCCAAAUCAUUACCCCCAUACUCCUAAGUUCAGCUCAGUUAGUUCUCUGUCCCCUGUUUUUUGUGAUUGGAAAGUGGCAUCUGUACAAUUGAUGGUGAUCUCAAAAUCAUCAUAACAUAGUUUUGUAAAAAGGAUAUUUGGAGUAAACUAGAAGCCUAGCAAGGAAGGUCGAUGAAAGCAUUCAAAAAGGUUCAUAUACUCAAUUAGGGCGAGCAACUUGAUCAGUUGACAAACGAUUUUGUUGCUUUUUGAAGCAUAUACGCCAAAAUAUGUUGCAACUUUGAUCGACUCCCUCUUGUUGA